This is a messenger RNA of Alosa sapidissima (American shad), 1114 nucleotides long. RefSeq names its product cytochrome b-245 chaperone 1 homolog. The transcript is spliced from 7 exons. Bases 133 to 714 code for a protein of 193 amino acids. The record is from RefSeq and is a predicted model, not a curated record. NCBI's taxonomy places the organism in Eukaryota, Metazoa, Chordata, Actinopteri, Clupeiformes, Clupeidae.
CUCUCUCCAAACACGUAGGCGUGCGCGACAGUCAAUCCACCUUAAGUGAAAAUGAGGAAGUCAAAGCUUGUUCCAGUUCUCGUUCCCUCGCAGGAUUUUUGGUUUGUGUAGCCUUGGACUAUAUUUAACAAGAUGUAUAUGCUUGUACAAACACACACGGCGGACCUGCUACAUCUGAAGAGGUCGCCUGGGAUUCGCGCGUGGUCAUUACUUGUUGGUAUGUUAUCCAUUGGACUUGCUGCUGCAUACUACAGUACAGAUAGCCUGUGGUGGAAGGCAUUUUAUGUGACCGGCUGUUUAUUUGUGGCCCUUCAAAACAUGGAGGAGUGGGAGGAAGCUGUGUUUGAUAAGGCCCGCAACAUAAUUGAGCUGAAGACAUUCAGUCUAUAUGCGCUGGUGCUCACAGUGACACGUGGGGGCCAUAACACAGUGGUAUUGGACAUGCAGCACCUACGUGAUCUGAGUGUACGGGAGGAGACUGUCCGCUACUUGGGGAAAGGAUAUGUUCUCAUAUUGCACAUGGAGACAGGGUUUUCUUACCCACUCACUCAGAAUGCCGUGCUGGCAGGAAAACGUGAUGUGGAAGCAGUUGAAGCACUUCUCAGACGUUUUCUUGUCCUGGAGGAGGGAUCAUGUGCUUCACAAGGAAUUGAGCGAGAUGCAGAACUGGAAGCGCACAGUGGUCUGAAUGACAGUAGUGAUUCAGAGGAUUAAAAUAAAUGUUUUUUACCAUAUGAGGUCAAAUAUAGCAACACUUCUUACAUGUGUGUGGUACAUCUCUAAUUGGAAGGCUUUGUUAAAUCAUGUCAUUAAUUUCCAGAAAUGAAAUGCUCUGAUUGGAGUGGGGUCUACUUUCAGGUCUUUGUAGGAGUAAUCACAGGAGAGAUUGACUGCCAGUGUUAACUUUGAUAUUUUAAUUGAUUGAGUUGAUACUUUGAUUGAUUUGAGUUUGUAUAUAAAACUGACCAACUUUUGCCUUGGUUCAGUGGUAUCUACCUCAACAACACAAUUGUGUUUUUGUGCCUUGGCUUUAUUUGUGCCUGUGUAGUUUUCUCCUGGCGUUGCUUGCUGCCAUUUCCAGCUGUGUUAAAUAAAUAUCCAUAAAGAAAUCAUA